UCGAAUAUUACGUCACCACCAAAAAUUUACUCCAAGAGCCACCACUGCUACAAUUAAACAAAGGAAAUUCUAUUGCGGGCAUUAAUCAUUGAAGCAAACUAAAUCAACCUAAAUAGCAAUUCACGAAUUUAAUGCUAGCCACCAGCAAGCUUUUAGUUGAUUUAACAUGGCAGCACAAAUGGUGUCUAGUGCCAAUGAAUUGACAAUGGUAUACUAUUUUCUUGCCUUCGUUGUUCAACAGUUAAUCAAAAUGAACACAAUUUUCUUAUUACUUUCAUGUCACAUUAUAGCAGUUAACGGCGUGCAAAUAUACCGAGGCAAUUGCAGGAAAGAAUCUCUAUUUAAGAUUGGAGGCAGAGGAACUAGACUGGAUGCAAACAUUAUCUCUUCUAAAACGUCAUCCAGACUAUCCCUGUGUGCUAAAUCGUGUAUUGAUGAAGCAAGUUGCAAAAGCUUCAACUACAAUGUGGUUGCAUUGAUUUGUCAGCUGCUUUCGAAAGACAAAAAUGACGUUGGUGCAGAAAAGCUUUUGGCCGUAGAGGGUUGGAAUCAUUAUCAACCAGUCGAGUUCAUGGAUACUCCAAGAUGCCGAACAGAAACAAGCUCCGAAAUGUGCGCUUUCAACGAAGCAUGCGAUGAGGUGUGCGAGAAUCCGGUUGGCUACAAAUGCCGGGCGUUAGGAAACAUAGCCCUUGGGAAGGCAACAGCGCAGACGUCAACGUGUUCUUAUGGUUAUUCGCCUAGAGCUGUCGAUGGAGACACUCGCACCAGCUGGAUCUACGACUCUUGUACACAUACCUGUGAGGGGACAUCAAAUUGGUGGCGUGUGGAUUUUGGAAAAAGCUCUUUGGUGCACUCAGUAAAAAUUACAAACAGAGGUGACUGCUGCGGUAGCCGUCUUUCAGACUUCAACAUCAGAAUUGGCAACAGUACGACAGGAAAUGGGGACAAUAAUUCUGCUUGUACUGUCAAUCAAGGAAUUGCACAAGGUGCCACGAAAACAUUUCUUUGCAGACCACGUAUUUAUGGCAGAUACCUUUACGUUCAGUCAAACAUAACACCAGGUUUGACCCUUUGUGAGGUGCAAGUUUUUGGAGAAUAACUAGCAUUGGACGUUCUCUCGAUGCAGCAGGGACCAGGUAGUUACAUUCAAGUAAUGUAAAGAGUUCAGUAACGCAAACAUACAUUAAGGAUGGCAUUAUAAUGUCCUGCAUUUAUGGGUAUGCGGGAAUUUGGGAUGCUCGUCUUUGAUUCCCACGAAUUUGCCGUAUUUGAAAAUAUUUUUUUGGGUCAUCAUCGCAUCAAGUCUGAUAAUAUUAGCUUAUCAAAAGCACUUCUCUUCGAUGAUAACAUAAAUUCUUGGUCAAACUUUCACCAAACAUUGAAUUUAGAAAUAAACCAAAACUUGUUGAUUGUGGUCAAAAAUUGCAUCGAAUAUUCAAGAAAACAUUUCAACAGGCUCAAGCGCGCCAUGGCAAGGGUGUCAUAUGUACGUAUGCACAGUGUAUAAUUAAUGAGAUUGUUCAAUGAAAGUUUUCCAAGUUGCCCAAACGCAUACAACAUUUUACAAAACAUUGGGAACCGUUGAAAGGCUCGGUGACAUUUUUGAACUCCAUCGAAAGAUUUCCAAAACUAUUGAACAAGAUUUUGUCACCGAAAAACGUGGUAAACAAAAUCAAUUUUUCCCAGAACAGAACGUGAAUUUUGUUCGGUGAAAUGUGUAGCUCCUUUGAUCGUGGCAACUUCCCGGUGCCAUGGCUUCUUGGGUCUUGGAAGGGUGUGGGGUGGGGGGAAGGGGAGGGUUGGUAACUAAGCCUAGUUCUGGACGGGGUCGUGCCAUUUUGGUUCAAAAUUCGGAUCCAUAAUUUCGCACAUGUCUGAAAAAUAUGACUCAUCGUUCCACAAAAAUGAUGCAGUUGAAAACUUUAUCUACAUUUCCGUAAGGGGAAUGAAAUUUUCAAAACGCAGAAAUCAUCAAACAAUUUUUCCCCAAAUCCUCAAUAUUACACAUAUUUCAUAAUUUCAUUUCUAACUGGACAUUUAUUGCUAAAUUCCCCUCUUAAUAAUUUUGCAGUAUUUUCUCAAAAUAGUACCCACAAUACUGCAUGUUUCUUUAAUAGGUAUCCGUAAUUCUGCACAUAUUUCAAAAUCAGAUACCGAUAAUUUUGCACUUUUAAAAAAGUACCCCUUAAUAAUGGUACGUCCCCGUAUCUCAAAACCUAUUAAGGUACCCCCCUCCCCCGAGCAAAGCUUCAUGCAGUUAACUGCUUUUCUUUUCGCUUGUUCUUUUUUUCAGACGUGUCUUAUUUGGGCAAGAAUAAGGGUUAAACUUCUAAUAUUGUAAAGUGAAUUCGUACGCAGCGAUUUUCAUAUUCAAGUUACAAUUGAUUAUUUAUAUUAAAUAAAAAAUUGAUCUGUAAGUUAUGACAAUAACUCAACUGAGACGUUGAAUUGAAAAAUGAUAUAAUGAAAUUUAAUCAGAGUUAAUUUCACAAGGGACUUUUGCGUUGGCUGUUACUCUUGAGUUGAUUAUUGACUAUUGAGUUGUUACUCUUGAGUUGAAUAUUUUUGGUCUCAUGUGCCACGCCUUCUCGUGGUUCUCUUGCAUUUGCGUUGCUCGUUUAUUGGUAUUGCGAAGUAGUCUUGGCCUCCUGGGGAUUUGUUUAGUAAUGCUAGGGUAAGAUUUAUGGCUUAUGGCCAUUUAUAUUCCCUAGGUUAUUCUAGGGGUAUUUAAGGUUUUCGGCAUAGUGUUGGUUUCACUUUGCUUAGUGGGGAAAAGAGACUUUUCUUGUCCAUUCCCUCCCCUUUAUCAAUUAAAUUUGGGGGUUAUUAUGGAAAAUCCCUAAGUAACCUCUUCCUGUUUAGAUUAGUGGUAGGUUUAGCGAUUUGCGCCGAUGCACCAACGGCCCAACUCGCUCUCGAUGAUGUGGGAACAUGACUCAUGACUGAUUUUCUGACGUCGAGGGCAUGAUUUCUGAAGGAGCUUUUUGCUGGUAUUUUAUUCACGAGUAGAAAAUUAAUGAAACAUCGGAGUCACGAGUUUUAUUGAUUAUUGGUCUGUUUUUUAACUCUUCUUAUUGAAAUAGAUUCUCGCAAUUGUUUUUGGAACAUAGUCUAAUUGAAUUUGCACCAUGAAUAUUUGUAGAUAUCAAAUUUUGUGUUAAUUUAAAUCUUAAAAGAUUCAGAUCAUGUAGCAGAACUUCGCUGGUCUACUCAUUGUGAUGAAAUUCCUUUAUCAUCGUCAGUCAUUUAGCCAUUUGAUUGGCUGCUUGUGCUCUUUUGUAUUUGUUCAGGAGACCAAACCUUCAGUCCUUUGUUUCGAAACAAUACCGUUUUAAACCAAUCAGUGUUGCAGGGUUGAAUAUAUCACACGCAGUAAAACAGGCCUAGCUCUGGCGUAAACAACUACAUCUUGGAUUCAAUCACUUCGACUUAAUAAAAUUUUGAUUCCCUAAGGACAUUUAAAAUGAAGUUUUUUUCACAAUACAUGACAUAGCACAUGCGCAUUAAUAACAGUAUUCGAACAGCUGUUCUGUCUUGGACCACACAAGUCUAGAGCUUCUCGCCAGGGCUUCAAGUUGUAGUGCGCAUGUGCAAUGACCCUGAAACGGGGGCUAGUGCAUGUCUGGUAGACCGGUAUGAUUCAUCCCUUGAACAAGUAUGGCACGUUGCCACAGUGCUCUGUCCUGUGCUUGGCGAGUGCCAUCCAAACUCCUGAUGGUAUCCGUCCACCUGCACCUUGGUCUACCUCUACCACGUCUUCCAUCCACAUAUCCAGCAUCUUUUCCAGUGACGAUGUCGUCAUCGCCAUUCCUUCUUACUUAGCUCAAAUUGUAAAACUGAUGAUUUCUCAAUUAGAUUUUUAAAUUCAUAUAAAAGAAAAUAUACCUCUCAAUAGACUAGAAGUCAAGCCCAUUUCCUGCCAAAUUGUUACUCUAAAAAGCAAAGGUGUACAAAAUUAAUUUUAAAAAGAAAUUCUUUCCCAAAUGGACCAUUUUCACAUGAAAAAAACAAUAUACGUUAUUCUCUUUUGAAUUCCCGCCCCUCUCUAAUAUUCCCGCACUCUCUGAUAGUCCCGGAUCUGUUUAUACUUAAAAUAAUUAAUCCUACCUCUCUGAUAGUCCCGCAUGCGGGUUUGUUGGAGAAAAGGAACCGUCUAACCAUCCACUUUCUUCACAAUUAGCAUGCAAUGUUUCCGCGCAAGAAACACAGGAGAACAAGUUGGAAAUUCAGGCUCGCUUUUUUAAAAGAUACACCUUACCCAUCAUAUUGCAUACAACAGUCAAUUCAUCUUACAGAAAAAAGUCCAUUGAUCUUGCAGAAAAUGUGCGAUUGGCAUAAUCGCUGUUUUUUAACACAUUACUGUAUCGAAGUCAACUGUUUUCAAAAUGUUAACAGACAUCAAGGUAAAUGGUAGAUAUUAUUAGAUUAAUUUCCAUCAAAUAUUUUAAUUUUUUGUUGUUGAAUCCUAACCACCCUUAAUAUUCUAUUUAAAGCCAGUUUUCUCUAUUAAACCAACUUUUCAUAUUAUCAGUGAUCGGUAAUCAUCAGUGAUUUUGACAUAUAAAAACUAGACAAUCGGGAGCUAUCAGUGAUCAUCUCCGAUUAUCUCUAAAGGUUGAUUUCCCCGAAGUUAGACGAGAAGAUAGCAAAGGAUCGGUAGAUGCAAAUAAACAGCUGAUUCCGAAUGUGGUGUCCAAAUGAUGACUAUUUAAAAAUACUUAAAAUCUACUUCAUCAGAAAGCAUGUACCAAAUUUGAAGUGGUGUAAAGCGUCACCUUUAAUCUAGGUCUAAAAAAGGUCUGAUCUAACUCUCAAUACAAACUGAGCUGUGCGAGAAUUGAUUGGGACUACUUAAAGAAGAUAAGUGACAAUUAAACUACUGACAAACGCUAGUUGAAGAGCAUGAAUUCUAUGUCAUCUUCUGUAGAACAUUUGCAACUUUGUAUAGCUGUGCACGGUAGUAUUUUUCUUUCUACAUUUACAGUGUUUGCUUCCUCCUCGUGCUUACAUCAAUAAAAGAUCAUAUCCAGACUACAGAGUGCGAGGGGAAUGAAUUCUGCUGCCGUUAGAACAGGCUCCAAUCUAUCUGCUGAAUAAUCCGAAAUCUAUAGGUGACGGUAAAUCAAGAAGUGUGCUCUUCCUAUGUGAAGGUGAACUGGGACGGAUCACUGGUCUGGAUCAAUGCUUCGGGUUUUCCUUUCAUGCAAACAGAACCUGUCAUGGCUCAUUUGUAGAUUUUAUGUAGCCUGUGCCAUGAAGGAAAUUGUUCUCGUUUCCGUAAUACAUGCUCGUUAUAACUUCUUUCUUCCAGUUUUUGCUAGAGCUCAAGCGAGUCUCAAAAUGCUUUCCAUGCAGAUGCACUUACAUGCCAAGACAAGUACGAAGUUGUGAAACAUCCAGUAAUAGUGUUAAAAGGGAUGAGCUCUCUCGUAGAUCCUCCCGAAAGAUCCACAAAGUCGUAAAGAACCCCUUCGACUGAUGUAUUUUCUCUUCUUUGAUGUUCUGGACAUCAUCCAAAGAUGAUUUUAGAGCAUUCAUUCACAGUGCGUAAGCAUCUGCAUCUCUAGCAAACACUGUAUCCCAUGUGGCAAUGGUAGCAUGAAGUGUUUGGUGUCGGUUUCUUAAUAGUCUACACUCAGAUGCAAAGUGUCUGUGUAGUAGUUCGAUGACUAAGGAAGCAAUCCAUUGAUAAAUGCAGCCGCUGUGGCAAUUCCAACAUAUCACAAUUCUAAUGGCUUGGAGCAGCAAUAUAUCUCCUGUUACUUUGUGCAACUUUGCUUGGCAUGGAUACAUACUAUUUGCAUUGUUCUAUAUCAUACCCAUCAGUCUCAUCAGUUACAUAACUUUUGACGACGGUGCUUCGGAAUGUCACAGGUGGCCUUAGUAAUCACCUCAGCGUAGUAGCAUCAGAAAUGAAUGCACCCAAUCUAGUUGCCUUUUCAAAAAGUAAAGCAGAUAAGUAGAUGAAAAUGGAUUCAAUUGAUGCAUGCUUCAUAUCGCCUUUUAGUUAGGAUAAAUGUGCUUAUUUUCCAUCUUAUUUUCCUAAUUAGAAACGUGAUUUUUAGAUAUUUAAAUACACUUUUUUUAAACGCCCAAGAUUUUGUGCUAAUAUUCUUACGACUGCAAAAUAACCAUAACAUAGAUUUGGUUGAAUAGUUACCAAAAAGACGUCAAAAGUGCCACCUGUUCAUAUUUAACCUAAUGGCAUUGUCUAGGUUUUGCCUCGGGAGACCCCCGAUAAUGAGAAUUAUCCACGACCAUCGACAGAGAAUCUGUGCCACCAAGUAACCUAUGCAUCAGGAACUAUCCCUAAUGAAUUACUGUAUACAGAAAUCAGGUUUUCGCUGAACCAUUUGAAUGCUAAAGAAUAAUCACGAAAGAAUAAUCAACAACAUUAAUACUAUUUAAGCAAAGUUCUUCCUUGCAUUCCGAUGAAGAAUUUUUCAAAGAAUAAUCCAUUUACAUCAUCAUUCUAUUGUUUAAAUAAUAAAUUAAUUCAAACACUAGUUUUAUUUACAUCCUGGCUUGAAUAAUAA
Molecule: messenger RNA, 6539 nt
Organism: Rhopilema esculentum
Lineage: Eukaryota; Metazoa; Cnidaria; Scyphozoa; Rhizostomeae; Rhizostomatidae
Source: RefSeq, a predicted model, not a curated record